AUGGCAGGUCAAAGGCCUCCACUCUUUCCCUUAGCAGAGAAUGUUCCCCCAAGAGAGGAAUCCGGCACUCCCCUCACUCCACCUCUUGCCUAUGGCAUCCAGAUUCCCAGGCUGUCGUCUCUUCUUCAACCGAACACCAGGGGGCCAAUCCAGGAGGUUGAUGAUGGGGACAAGUUCGAGCGCACGCAGUACCUGGUCACCAAGCGGCAGAAGCAAGGGCUCCAGAUCAUCAUGGAGCACUUCUCGUACCCGAAUGUCAGUCACGUGAUCGGGGCCCUGGGCUCGGGGGGGCUGCUUCGGAGAGCAGAGGUAGACUGGAAAGCUGGGGCUGCAGCCUUCCUUACGGUUGCGGACAGGCAGCUGCGGGAAAGCAUGGGGCAGCGGCAGCUUUUGAGGGCAGCCCUCCAGCAUGCGGAAGCAAAGGAGAGGGAAGCGAGGGAGCGCCUGCAAGAGUCAAUUCGAGCUGCUCAAGCAGCGCAGAGAACGAAUGAGAAGAUUCUUGAGGUAGAGCGCCAGCGUAUCGCACUUCUUGAGGACAAGUUGCAGCGCCUUGGGCGUUCCGCAGUUGGGGCAAGUCAAGAAGGGGGGCCGUUGGGGGCUGCAAGCGAGGGGGCACCGCAAGCAAAACGCACGCGCAAUUUCGGAGCCUUCCGUGACUCCUUUGAGGGGCAGCCCUUGAAUUUCCGGGGGGCAAGGAAAGGAGCCGUGGAACCGCGCCAGCAAACCCGACGCAACUCUGCCAUUCGUCAGAUCCUCAGCAAUGCUUUGAAAAGCAUCCAGCGUGUCGUGGGGAGCUUUGCACUGACGGGAGAUACGCAAGCUCAUUUGAAGGCCAUCGCGCGAGCCUUGCAAGUUGCGAGCGGAGGGAGAAGUUUGGUAGCGGACCCCAGCUUCCUGGUGCCUGAGCGCACGCGCCUUAAGCAAGACAAGGAGACGCGAAAGACGCUUCUGGGCAGCAUGUACGAUCCGGAGGCCUGGAUCCAGCUUUACGACGACUACAACAUCACUUUCAAGUCUGGGCGAGGCAUUGGUGGGAUCCUCCCUCGGGGUGCCAAGCCGAAUGACAACAAGCUUCUUGCCACUAAGAAGUACCUAGAUGAUCUGAUGGUCGAGAUUCUGCCUAUCAAGCCCACUGCAGGAGGAAAUGGGCACAUGGUGUCUGCAGCAUCUGUCAUGGGUCUGACGCUACCCUUCUACUACGCAAAGAUGGAGGACAAGGCCAGAGCUGCGGCCGUUGCUGAAGCUGAACUCGCCGGCGUGGAGUUGGAUCCAGAUGAGCCACUUAGCAUGCUCUUUGACGUCAACAAGACUGGAACCCUAGAAUCAGUUUGGGCAGCUGCUUUUGACGCCCGCAACCAGGGCCCGAAUGACUGGACAACCUGGGUGGUCAGUCCUAAGUUCGACAAUCUGCCGGAGUACUGGCAAAGCCCUCGCCACUGCCACACCAUCAUGGAGGCUACUGGGAAGGACAAGGUCAAGAACAUCAAAAGCGAUAUGCUGGACACCAUUGGCGAACUGCAGAAGUUGUACGACGGCGGUUGCAAGAAGCCUGGGGGCACUCUGUUCGAGACGGUCGUUCACCAUGUGCGCAGACAGUGCAGGGCUCACUUGCGCUUUCCGUCUGACAUGGCCUCCCAUUGGAGUCUUACACAGGAUGGCGGAUCUGCUGGUGGGGCGACAGCGACAUUCUGCCACCGAUGCAACUGUCAAAAGCACCAGCUUACGUGCUGCUUCGUCAGGUACAAGGUGCAGAAGGACGAUACGUUGGAGAGCCUCGCUAGAGCCCAACGGGUAACAGUCGACCUCCUAACUUACGUAAAUGAUCGAUCUGACGCCGCCACCAAGAUGUUCAAGCCUGUGCAAGGUCCCAAGGGGGUGAUCAGCAGUGACCCCAUCUGCACCAACAACGCGUGGACGCUGGAGCAGUCCAAAGGUGCCGAUCAAGGGUGGGCCCCAGACAUCGACGUGUCUGCGUUGGAUCCAACGAAGGCAAUUCUUGACCAGACCGCAGGAAGAUACCUGCGGAUCUUCAUCAGGUGGCCGUGCAACCGGGAGAAUCCGGACGCGUUCCUGAAGUACGACCACCUCCACUCCCCGUACUGCAUGGAGCACGCGGUUCAACGUAUCACUGAGUUCCUGCUCCACUUCGUCCACGCGCGGGCGGAGAGCAUGAAACGGGUGGACCAGCUGAAUCAGAAGUGGUCGGACCUGCAUACGAACUAUCGCAUGAACAUGAACCCCAAGGCCGCCGAUGGGGGUUCAAAAUACUACGCUCCAAGCUGCACGGGUGGCAAGGCAAAAGCCCUCAUCAGGACUGCUGACGCUUGGCUUCCUAUUAUCCUGACUGAACGGGACACGGCCGCGGUGCCCGAGAUCUGGGCCACGUGGAAAUCUCUUGUUUUGACAGGUCGCUCGUUCCACCCUACGGAAGCUGAGAUUGAGAAGUUCUGCAGCGACGCUAUGUUUUUCUUCCUCCGUGUCGUGACUACUCUGGACGACGCCCACUUUUCCUACUACAUGCACACCAAUUCUUUCCAUGGUCCCGAUUUCCUGGUGACUCUUUUGUCACUCGAGAAGUGGAUGCAAGAGGGUGCUGAGGCACAACAUCUCAUUGCCGAUCUCAUCUACCGGAUGUCCUUCAAAGGUGGCACCCCGGGGCAGGUUUACACCAAGAAGAACGAAGACGGAACCUACAACAAAACCGACGGAAGGCAGACGGAUCAGAAGUCCCAAGUCUUCACCCUGUACCUGAUGCAACGGUGCAACAGGCUUCUCUACUACACGUUCGGGCCAUUCUGGGACCCGAACAUCGUCAUGGAUGCACGGCAUAAGGUGCACGCGAGGCGGCUGGAACUCCUGGCAAGUGCCGAUGCUGCAGUCAGAGACACGGCGGUCUCUCUCGCUGACGCAAAAGCUGCCGCAGACGCGGCAGCUCUGGCCGCCACGAUGGCGUCCGCGGCACCUGCUGUCCCCGAUGCCCGCGCAGAUGAGAGCAGUGGGGAGUCAGAUCCUCGCACCAGUUCCAGCGCACCCCCAGAGAUUCGUGAGGCAGCCCGCAGCACCUGGGCGGCGCUUGCAGCCGCAAAGUUGGCAGCGGAAGCAGCGGUUAAGCUGCGUAAGAAGGCAAAGUUGGCGUCUGACCUCUCCGCUGCGCAUCUGGACCGCGCCAAGUCUCAAGCUGGCGAGCUACCAGAGAUUGAGAUCGACGACAGCAUUGAGGAAGAGCUUGUGGAGCUAGACGCCAUGAUGGAGAGCAGCGCCACGCGGGGCGCUUCAGCGAAUGUUUCGGAGGGGCAGGCGGCCUGCAUGGAGUGUGGGGAGACCGCAAACUCGGAGUUAGAAUGA
Klebsormidium nitens is the source of this 3345-nucleotide messenger RNA. The record is from the annotation of a GenBank genome assembly. Lineage: Eukaryota; Viridiplantae; Streptophyta; Klebsormidiophyceae; Klebsormidiales; Klebsormidiaceae.